AUGGUCUAUCGUAUCGACUCCACCUACCUCAACCAGGCCUCUUCUCAGGGGCCUAGCUUGCUUUUGAGGCGUUCUCGUAUCUUUGGCGAAUCUGGCGUGAGCGUGUUUGUACGGCUUGGCGUUACAUGCCGCGUCGGACACCGUUCGGUCGAGGAGAUUGGCGAUCUUGUGGCAAUGACGAAUGCCCCCUGGGCCCGUACCCUGGUUGCAGAGACUUUCAUGGAGACCGGCAACACGGCUUACAAAUGGAGUAGGGUGCUGGCUGCGGUCUUGCAAGCGGACCCCGAAGAGCUGGAGCUAGCACUUGCGAACAAGCAAAUGUCCGCCUUGGCGGCACAGUUGGCCACUUUCGUCACAACUAAAUUCCAAUGCCGUGAAAAUCGCGGCCUCAUGAAUGUCACCAGACGUGACGUACAUCCCGUUUCGGAUUGGUGUGUUCUGGCCAACUUUGUCGUUCAAUGGUCCUUGAGGGCAGACUGAAGAAUCGGUGUAAGUGGAUGUAACGUUGAACAGGGUGAAUGGGGGAGGAAUCUAUAAGAUUUAUCGGAGCCCACUUCGUUCCAAGAGGUAGGAAUAGUCUUGACGUCUGUUUCGAGUGUUGUGCCAGUGCUUGUGCCUCAUAGUGGUCGGGCCAUGUUGUUGUUAUGUAGUGUUGCCAACUUUGAUGAUUGAUGUAGUCAAAAAAGGGGGCCUUGGCUGACUGAGAAGCUGGGGAAACAAGGUGUGACACGUUCUAAAAAAUAAAGAUUAAACGAACGGAUGGUCUUUUUGGUCUGGACAUAAGCUGUCUUUAGACGUUGGGAAUUUGGACUUCUCGGAAAAGCCUACGGGG
This is a messenger RNA of Colletotrichum acutatum, 832 nucleotides long. RefSeq lists its product as uncharacterized. The record is from RefSeq and is a predicted model, not a curated record. The transcript has 4 exons. Bases 1 to 480 code for a protein of 159 amino acids. NCBI's taxonomy places the organism in Eukaryota, Fungi, Ascomycota, Sordariomycetes, Glomerellales, Glomerellaceae.